This is a messenger RNA of Lachnellula hyalina, 2166 nucleotides long. RefSeq lists its product as uncharacterized. The transcript has 5 exons. Bases 1 to 2166 code for a protein of 721 amino acids. Gene Ontology annotation, molecular function: protein binding. NCBI's taxonomy places the organism in Eukaryota, Fungi, Ascomycota, Leotiomycetes, Helotiales, Lachnaceae. The record is from RefSeq and is a predicted model, not a curated record. Gene Ontology annotation, biological process: Golgi to plasma membrane transport. Gene Ontology annotation, cellular component: exomer complex.
AUGGUUGCGCCAGCUGUCCCGGAGCUCACAGAGGAAAUCCUACACGAAUCUAUCGAUGCGCGAACAGAAGUCCUAAUUGCGCUCCGAGAAUUAGGCCCUCCAGAUUUGGUUCAACUGAUCAAACAAGCCCCAAGGAAUCCAGGGAAGCAGAUUGGAGUCUACCACCAUGUUACUGGCGUCGAUGCCUCAUCGUCAGCAAGUCUAGCAGCCUAUAUAAACACCCUCACAUACAAAGAGACUCACCAAUCUACAACAAAAAUUGUGGAAGGAGUCUAUUGCUGCUACAAUGCAUUUUCAAGACUCGAUAUGCGCGUUCAUGUUACAAUACCCGGAACCGUUGAUAGUUAUUGCAUUGAUGAGCGGGGGGAGAAGAGAUCAGCUUCGGACGAAUUAUGGUUAGAGACAUACCUGUGCAGCGUACUUCGUGCGUAUUCAUACGCAGACGAUGGGAGUGGAGAGACUAUUCGGAAGAUAAUGGGAGUUCGGAGAUUCAACCCAGUUACAAACACAGAAACAGAGCAUAGAUUCCUCCAGGCCGCCGAGCAAUUGUUCUUCAGGGGCUGGCAACUUGGGUCUGAUUCCAUCGUCCAAGUUCCUAACAAUGUUUCGAAUCAUCUCACAGCUGGCCUCCUCAAGUACUUUUAUACUACCGGGCGAUUUGCUUCUGGCAUUAACCUUUUCGAGAAGCUACGGACUCGAAAUGUAGAGGUUUCAUCACUGUUAGCAAAAGUGCUCCUAAUGGGCAACGAAGAGGUCCAAGCAGUCAGAGUACUACAUGAGUCAGUAAAGCAAUCACCUAUGGAUUAUGUUAUGCUCGAUACGCAAUCAGAGUUCUUGAAAAAGAAGGCUCUCAAUCCAAACUCGCCUGAAUUAAAGGACGAGAGAUUACGGAUGUCACUUGGAUGUGCAGACCGUAGCACUGUCGCUGCCCCCAGCGAAUUUGGCACGUGGGCAAGACUAGCAGAGGUAUAUGUCUCGAUGGAGGACUGGGAGAAUGCGCUGACUACACUGAACUCUUGUCCUAUGUUCACCUACCAGGACAAAGAUGCGCCGAUUAUGCCUGAACCCAAGGACAUAUUCUUACCUACCCUACCCGAAACUCGGUUGGACGAGAUUGACAGCGAACCAGAAUCGAAAUACGGAGAGCAAGUUCAUCCUAGCUUACUGAGUCUACGAGCUGCUGGAUAUAAGGGAACAUUCAAGCAUGCCUAUAGCAUUUUGACUGAAAUGACUGCGAAGAUCGGAUGGGAUCAGUUGUUGAAGAUCCGGAGUAACGUAUUUGUCAUGGAGGAGGAGUACCGCAGCGAGAAACAGCCACCAGUUGGUCAACAAGGUGACAUAACCAAGCGCAAUCCAAGCACCGAUGUACUGAGAGGCAGUCCAGGUCCUCCCGUAAACGGCGAUGAUCAUACCGACGAUGGAAAAAGCGUCAGUGAUGAGAACAGCACCAAUGGUGAUUCAACGGCGCCAACCUUGAUCGCUGAGAACGGGGUGCGAGGAUCCGUGGCAGACGAGUCUGUGGAGAAGCCACCGCACACGGUGACACCCGAGGAAGUUAAGGGUGGAAAUGAAGAUGUCGGUAGUGAGUCUCAUUUCGCCAAUGCAUGUACUAACAUAUCCCAGUCCGAAGCAACAGAAGAGCAGCUAUCCCGCUUCAACAACAAACGCCUCUGCGAACGCUGGCUCGACAGCCUUUUCAUGGUCCUCUACGAAGACCUGCGCAUUUACACAAUUUGGCGUACCGAGAUGGCACAAUAUCGCGCCCAAUCUAUGCAAUACAAAAAGUCUGCCGAAGAAUGGGAAAUCCUCGGCGCUCUCGCCGAACGCCUCCACCACCAAGCCGAAGCCGCCGAAGCCUACCGCGCCUGUCUAGCUAUCCGCUUUUCGCCCAAAGCCCUCACUGGUAUUCUUGGUGACGUGGAGAAGGAGAAGAAUACACGCGAUACGAUUGCUAGUGUUAUUCGUUUGGUCACGUGGCAGUAUCGCUGGUAUUCGGAAUUCAGCCCUGAGUUGCUGUAUACGAUUCGUACGCUGAUUGAAGACGAGGGUGCGGUCAAAGUCAGGAGUAUCAUUCAAGCUACUAGUCUCCCACAGAAUGUGCUAGAUUUGACGCAUCAUUAUGCGGCGCUCUGCGCGACAUUCAGAAGCAGUGGUACCGAGGGCUAA